GAGGAGGAGGAGGAGGAAUGAAAAGGAAAGAGAGGCUGCAGAAAGCUGUGUGUGGAACCUGAACCAAAGAGGAGAUGAUAAACAACAACAACAACACUGUCUCUCAGCCUGACUCUGACCGCUGCGGCUCCCUGACUCUCUCAGUCUGAACCGACGCGUUUCUGCUUCCUGUUUUUUCUUUUUCUUUCCUGAACUCAGACAAGUUGUUGGGAACUUUUUUUAACCGGAGUUGUCGCUGGAGUUUUGUUUUCCAGUCUGACCUGCAUUGCAACCAAACCCUCAUUGCUGCUGCUGCUCCUUCUUCUUCUUCUUCUUCUUCUUCUGCUGCUGCUGCUGCUGCUGGAGGAGAAAACCCACAUCCACAAGGCCGGAGAGAGUCUGUGGAGGGAACCAUGGAGAUCCUGGACAGUAGUGAAUCGUUCCUACACUGGGACAGGAACCUCAGCGAGCUGUCUGAGGCCGGGGAGAUCGACUCGGUGCUCUACACCAAUCACUUCUCCGAGCUCCUCGACGACCUGUCCCAGGAUGCUUUGCUGGGCCAGCUGCUCAGCGACCCCUUCCUCUCCGGGGUGAGGGGCGGAGUGGAGGCCAUGGAGGGCGAGGACGGAGCGGACCUGUCCCCGUCCUCCCCUCUGCCCCCUCACAUCACCGCCGAGCACAGCUACUCGCUCUGCGGGGACAGCCGGCCACAGUCGCCCCUGUCGCACCUGACCGGAGAGCAAGGCAGUGACGCAGCAGAGUCUGAUGGGGAUUCGGCCGAGUGGCCCAUGGAGCAGGAGGAAGUUAUUGAAGGCCUCCUGUGCGAGACCCCCUCCCUCCUCCCCACCCUCUCCCUGUCUCUGGCCUCUAGCGAGGGGGCCCAAGCACCUGAGCGCCCUGCCGUGGCCCCCGCCGCCACCCCAGCUCAGACCGCAGUCACCAGCCAACACCAGGGCAAAGGCAUCAAGAUAAAAGAGGAGAAUAUCAUCCCUCAGAUUAAACUGGAGCCUCAUGAAGUGGAUCAGUUUCUCAAUCUUUCACCCAAAGGUCUGGAGUCUCUGCAGAUGCCUCCCACUCCUCCCAGUUCCCACGGCAGUGACUCGGAGGGCAGCCAGAGCCCCGUCCACGCCACGCCCGGCCUCUCCUGCCCCACCUCCCCCACCAGCCCCUCCCCAUCCCAGGCCAGCCUGAAGGUGUCGCCCCGCGCCGCCUCCUCCCUGUCCAACUCCCCCCUGCUCACCGCUCCUCACAAGCUGCAGGGCUCAGGGCCGCUGAUCCUGACCGAGGAGGAGCGUCGCACCCUGGUGGCCGAAGGUUACCCCGUUCCCACCAAGCUGCCGCUCACCAAGGCCGAGGAGAAGGCGCUGAAGAAGAUCCGCAGGAAAAUCAAGAACAAGAUUUCAGCUCAGGAGAGUCGCAGGAAGAAGAAGGAGUACAUGGACGCUCUGGAGAAGAAGGUGGAGACCUGCUCCAACGAAAACAACGAACUACGCAGGAAAGUGGAAACUCUGGAGUGCACAAACAAGUCUCUGCUGCAGCAGCUGCAGUCUCUGCAGGCGGUGGUGGCAGGCAAAGUCCCCAAGUCCUGCAGGGUGGCUGGCACCCAGACAUCAUCAUGCCUAAUGGUGGUCGUGUUGUGUUUUGCUCUGUUUCUGGGGAGUUUCUACCCCAGCAGUCUGACUCCCUGCUCCACCAUCACUGAAACAGGCCUCACUUCCAAACAGCUGGCUGUCAAAGAGUCCUACACAACCACAGUGAAGUCGAGGAGUCUGUUAUCGACCUUCGAAGACGAGCAACCACACCUGCUCGGGCUGGGCGGCGAAUAUCCCGAGCAAUGGGAGGACACGCCAGCCGUCGUCAUGGCAGCGUGGCGUCACUCAGAGCAGCAGAAGCUGGGGGUGGAGCCUAGCAGGGUGGAAACACACCCACCUUUCAGGAAUAAAAACAACGACACGCAGUCGCCAAAAAACCUGCUGCUGGACCUGCACAGGUCUCUGGAGCAGAGGGCGAACGAGAGCAGUAGUAAAGUGAUAGAGCUGGAGCGAACGGUCAACGAGACCUCCUGAGGUCGAUGUCAACAUCUCCCCCACCUGACCCCCUUUACACCCCGUGAUGACCUUUGACCUUCCCCCCUCUAGAGCAUGGUUCAGUGUCCUGGAGCAAACCUCAUACAGUAGUUUCCACUGCUGAUUGUUUAAGGUCAUUUUUUUCUGCCAUCUCUGCUCAAUCAGAUACACUGUAAUAGUAAUCAUUAAUAUUAUUAAUAAUAAUGAUAAUAAUAAUAAUAAUAAUAAUAAAGGGGCACCGGUUGCCUUAAUUUCUGAAGUAAAAGUUGCACUGAAUAGUUUUUACAUGAGUCAACAUACCAGUUUUUAUAGUUGUCUUAAUUGACCCGGCUUGAAACACUGUUAAAAAAUCACAUUCAGAUAAAUUCAAACAGAUCUAGUGAAAAUUUAAUUCCAGUGGACAGUGUCUUAAAAUAUGACGUGAGGCUUUUUACAGGACACUGACGAGGACCUCUGUAUUUAUAGAAACCUUUUUUUUUGUUGUCGUUUUUCAAAGAUUUAUUUCUCUUUGUAGUUGUAUUUCUUUUUAUUAUUAAAUGUUUAUAUUCAAUUCCAUUAAUGCAUACAUCACAUUUUGAUACUUUUUUUUCGUGUUCAUACUGUAUUUUGUGAUUUUAUUUUAUUGUACUCUUUUAUGUAUUGUUCAUAUGUCUUUGUCUGACUCGAGGGCUUAGCUCUGGGUUCAUGCGCUUAUGUGGAAAAAAUCUGAGAAGUUUCUAAAUAUUUUGAGAUGUUUAAUGCAGUUGAAAGACCAAAUGUCAUUUCAUUUAUAUAAAGACACCUGUAGACAUUUUAUUUGGGACGUUUACGUGGGGGCUUAUCAGUCGGCAGCUUCAGUAAGUCUUUAUUCUUUUCCUUUGACACGUGCGGACCAUGCUAACGACUUCUGAGGAGUCAAAUCAAAAUUUGAGCCUUUUUUUUUUUUUUCUUCUGCAAAAUAAUUUGAAUUUUGGUCAUUAAACGCAUCUUAAGGAACCACAUUUUUCAGGUUGCUCUUACAGAUGUUGGAUGAGAGCAGCCAAGUAGCAAAACAGCACGUCAAAAUAACUAUCAUGCAUCCCACGAUGUUUCCUUUGCUUUAAGGAAUUGUUCAACUCUUUUUGGAAAAAUUUGCUUAUUUGCUCUCAUGUCUGAAUCAUGAAUAUGAAGCUGCAGCUAGCCGCUAGCAGCUAGCCGCUAGCAGCUGGCCGCUAGCAGCAGGCCGCUAGCAGCUAGCAGCAAGCCGCUAGCAGCUAGCCGCUAGCAGCUAGCUCUGUCCAAAGCUGAGAAAAAUCUAGCUGCUUCCAGUCUUGUAAAUUCACUAAACAGACAUUACACUUGUUGUAACAAAGCAAGUGAGAGUUUCCCAAUAUGUCGGAACUAUUCCUUUAAAUAAGAAGUGUCUGAAUGCGUGACGGAGCCACAGAUUUCACCUCCUGCACUAACUCUUUCUGACCUUUUAUUCCUCACUUUGCACACUUCCACUGUCAAAGUCUUUAUCUGCUACUUUUUCAGCAUUUGCCAAAAAAAUAAUUUCUUCCCAGAAAUUAAAAAAAAAAAAAAAAGUAUCUAUUUUUGUAAAUAUGUGUUGUUAAUAAAUAAGGAAGUCUAAAUGUGUCUGGGAUCUGUAGUUUAUAAAUAAAUUCAUAAUUCAUUCCCAGUCUAUUUUGGAUGCUGUGUUGUUGAUAAAUUAUGAACGUAAAGAGGCCGCAGGGUUUGGUUGGGUUUUGAGUUUGAUGAUUUACAGAGUCACGGCUUUGAAAGUCUUAAGUGUUCAUUACAGAUACAUUUCUGAGCUUUAUUGGAAUCAUGUUCGUUUAUGUGUGUUACAGACCAAACUAGACACGAGGCCAGUUCACUUUCCAUGUUGUAAAUACGAACAGUCGCCCCAUUUUAUGAAAAUUCAGAAGCCCAGAAAUUCAACAAAGUGUGAGGGUGAAUCUGCCAACAAAACUGAUCCCAGCCCAGUUUAGAGACGAGAACACAAGAUUUGUAUGUCUAGUUCUUUGUAGAUCAGUGGCUAUAUUACUGUCAGAUCUGCCUUUUCUCUAUGGUAAAAUAAACUUUAUCAUUAUUAUGGUAUCUUAGUGUCGAGGAACCGACAUAUUCCUCACUGCAGAGUCUAACAAUUCUACAAGAGAGAUCAUAGGAAACGCAAGAUAUUUGAUUUUAUUUUGAAAUUUCCAUGAACAAUUCUCUUCUAGUGAAGUCUGAGACUAAAGCAGCCAGUGGAGAGCAUUUUUCCAGAGUCAGAUUUCAUUUCGAUGUUGCUUCUGUGUAAAGGCGGCCUGACUUUCUGGCUUUCUGUCUUUUUGCAUUCAAAUGAAUAAAGUAUUUUCCUUAGUAAAAGCAUA
Messenger RNA from Seriola aureovittata, 4378 nucleotides. It is a transcript of the gene creb3l2, whose product is annotated as cAMP responsive element binding protein 3-like 2. NCBI's taxonomy places the organism in Eukaryota, Metazoa, Chordata, Actinopteri, Carangiformes, Carangidae. Gene Ontology annotation, biological process: regulation of transcription by RNA polymerase II. The transcript is spliced from 12 exons. Gene Ontology annotation, molecular function: cAMP response element binding; DNA-binding transcription factor activity, RNA polymerase II-specific. The record is from RefSeq and is a predicted model, not a curated record. The coding region runs from base 393 to 2045 and encodes 550 amino acids.